This is a messenger RNA of Aspergillus sclerotioniger CBS 115572, 1674 nucleotides long. Its product is annotated as putative 2-methylcitrate dehydratase. Gene Ontology annotation, molecular function: 2-methylcitrate dehydratase activity; 2 iron, 2 sulfur cluster binding. The record is from RefSeq and is a predicted model, not a curated record. The coding region runs from base 1 to 1674 and encodes 557 amino acids. The transcript is spliced from 4 exons. NCBI's taxonomy places the organism in Eukaryota, Fungi, Ascomycota, Eurotiomycetes, Eurotiales, Aspergillaceae. Gene Ontology annotation, cellular component: mitochondrion.
AUGUCUGCCUCCUGUUCAGCGUUGAGACGGCUGACCCACAGGUCUCCCCGCACUUGGCCGUCCCGCAUCUCCUCCGUCUUCCGGCCUUUAUCCUCCUCCCCCUCCGUUGUCCAUCCCAGUCUCAGGACGUCCUCUGCUCUUCCUCGCGUGUCUCGCUUUUCCACCAUGGCAUCCCUUCAGCAUGCAGCCCCCGUUAUCCCCGGCGAUAAGCCGUAUGAUCCGGAGAUCAAGGACAUGGCCGACUAUAUCCACAACUACGAUGUGAACUCGGACUUGGCGUAUGACACCGCCCGUCUGGUGUUCCUCGAUACGUUGGGAUGCGGACUGGAGGCCUUGAAGUUCAAGGAAUGUUCCAAGCUACUGGGCCCUGUCGUUGAAGGCACCGUGGUUCCCAAUGGCACGCGUGUCCCAGGAACCCCUUACCAGCUUGACCCUGUCAAUGGCGCUUUUAACAUUGGCGCGAUGAUCCGCUGGCUGGACUACAACGAUUGCUGGCUGGCUGCCGAAUGGGGUCACCCCUCUGACAACUUGGGUGGAAUCCUCGCUGUCGCCGACUGGGUUUCCCGCACCAACCGAGCCGGAGGAAACAUCGCCAACGGCAAGAUCUUUCAGGUCAAGGACGUCCUGGAGGCCAUGAUCAAGGCGCACGAGAUCCAGGGUGUGCUGGCAUUGGAGAACUCUUUCAACAAGGUUGGCCUGGAUCACGUCCUCCUGGUCAAGGUUGCGACCACCGCUGUGGUUGCCAAGAUGCUCGGUCUCAGCGAAAAGCAGACCGCUGAUGCUAUCACCCAGGCUUUCGUCGAUGGCCAGUCUCUCCGUACCUACAGACACUCCCCCAACACCAUGUCGAGGAAGUCCUGGGCUGCUGGUGAUGCGUGCCAACGGGCGGUCAACCUCGUCUUGAAGGUGCAAAAGGGCGAGGGUGGCUUGCACACCGUCCUGUCUGCCCCUGUCUGGGGUUUCUACGAUGUCCUGUUCAAGGGCAACAAGUUCCAGUUCCAGCGCCCCUACGGCAGCUACGUCAUGGAAAAUGUUCUCUUCAAGGUUUCCUACCCAGCCGAAUUCCACUCCCAGACUGCGAUCGAAGCCGCUGAGAUGGUGAACGUGAAGCUUAAGGCUCUGGGCAAGACCGCCGCAGACAUCAAGGAGAUCAGGAACCGCACUCACGAGGCGUGCGUCCGUAUCAUUGACAAGCAGUUCAAGGCGAUGGACAACUUUGCCGAUCGCGACCACUGUGUUCAGUACAUGGUUGCGACCAUGUUGGUUUUCAACCGACUCACUGCCAACGAUUAUGCCGAUGGCUCCGAGGCUGCCACCUCCCCGCUCCUGGAGGAUCUACGGAAGCGCAUUUACUGUGUUGAGGAUCCUCAGUUUACCAAGGAUUACCACGACCCUGCCAAGCGCACCAUCCCCAACGCUCUCACCGUGACCCUGAACGACGGAACGGUGCUCGACGAGAUCGUCGUUGAGGCGCCCUUGGGUCACCGUCUGCGGCGCGAGGAGGCCAAGCCGGAGAUUCUGGCCAAGUACAAGCGUCACUUGCAGGCUCACUUUGACCAGGCGCGCAUUGACCAGCUUGUCGAGGUCGGCUGGAACCGCUCUGCACUUGAGAGCUACGAUGUCGACAAGUACGUCGAUCUGUACGUCAAGGACACGCUGGUGGCAGCUCAGUAG